AUCAGAGCAGCAAUUUGAGUGUGGCGUCGGUUGCGUAAUAGGAAGGGGAGCUGCUGAUAAGGAAUGUGUCCAGACUGUCACCUUAUCGUGUGGACAGGACAUUUUGUUAAUCUGCCCGCAGGCUGCACAUGUUUGCGUCUGUGUGGGUUUGAAGUGUCAGGCUAAGGUCACAGGCCUCGGCCCCUGUUGAUACCACAGUGAAUGCUAAUGAGCUACGUCAGUGUAGUCUGACGCACAAGUUUAGUCCUGAAUGAAAAAUCUCCAGCUUUACUCUAUGGACGACCACGAAAACACGUCAAACGCGUUCCUGACUCCUGAUGUUUCUCAAAGUUUCCAUCUUGCGCCUGCAUCUAAAGGUCAGAUUCAUGUCUCCGCGACGGCCUCUAACAAGAGUCCUCUGGGCCUAGUGGGUCUGAAGAACCUGGGCAACACUUGUUUCAUGAACUCCAUCCUGCAAUGUCUGAGCAACACUCCAGAGCUGAGAGAUUACUGCCUGAGGAACGUCCACCGCUUGGACCUCAACAACAACUGCAGGACUAACGCCGCUCUCAUGGAAGAGUUUGCGAAGCUGACCCAGAGUCUGUGGACCUCUGUGAACAACGAGCCCAUCAGCCCCGCUGAUUUCAGGAGCCAGAUCCAGAGAUACGCUCCGAAAUUCGUCGGGUGCAAUCAGCAGGACGCCCAGGAGUUCCUGCGCUGCCUGUUGGACGGCCUCCACAACGACGUCAACCGGGUUACAGUCCGCCCUAAGGUGUCCAUCGAGGACUUUGACCACCUCCCGGAGGAGGAAAAAGGCAGGAGGAUGUGGAACAUGUACUUGGAGAGAGAAGACAGCAAAGUAGUGGAUCUCUUUGUCGGACAGCUGAAAAGCUCCCUGACCUGCACCGUCUGCGGCUUCCGCUCCACCGCCUUCGAUCCGUUUUGGGACCUUUCGAUACCCAUCGCGCAGAAGAACUCGGGCGAAGUGACACUCAAAGACUGCUUCCGACUCUUCACGAAAGAAGACGUGCUGGAUGGAGAAGAGAGACCGACGUGCACCAGAUGCAAAGACAGAAGGAAAUGCACCAAAAGGUUCAGCAUCCAGAAGUUCCCUCAGAUCCUCGUUCUUCACCUGAAACGCUUCUCAGACUCCAACAUCCGAGCCAGCAAGCUGUCCACGUACGUCAACUUCCCUCUCAAAGAGCUGGACCUGCGGGAAUUUGCCUCCGAGAGCAGCGAGCGCCCUGUGUAUAACCUGUAUGCAGUCUCAAACCACACUGGAAACACUUUGGGAGGCCAUUACACAGCCUACUGCAGGAACCCAGCGCUGGGAGAGUGGUACAGCUACAAUGACUCCAGGGUGAGCCCAAUGUCCUCCAGCCAGGUCCGCAGCAGCAACGCCUACGUGCUCUUCUACGAGCUGGCCACCCCCUCACACAACAAGUACCAGACGUGUCGGCUUUAGACCCACGAAGAGGCCAAACUGAGCCUUGAAAAUGGAGUCGACACACUGCCUGCUGGGAGAGAGCUCCGCCUAGUGGAGAGGGUCCUGCCAUUACAAACUGUGAAAAUGGAGCUCACGGGUUGCUGAUGAAGGAAUAAAUAAAAAAAGCUUUUUUAUCUUGAAGAGAUAAAAAGGUGGAGGCAACAAGUUGGGCGUAACUGAAACGACGCUGGAGAUAAAUGACUUCCAUUGUUGGAAGAGUGGUUUAAAUUUAGCUCCAGGCAGAGCUGUGAAUCAGAAAGUUUGUUUUCACUCCGAUAAGAGAUGUUUUGCAGCUACACCUGGACCUGAAUUUUUCGCCAUUCCAUCAUUCUUUAAAUAUGGAUUAUUAACCUUAUGGACAUUAAUGUAAGAGGACUUAAAAAAAAAAUCCCCACACACCGACUGCAAGAUGUAAUUUAUUGUAUUUAUGAUGUUAAUGUGAUGUAAUAAAGCUUUCCUCUUAAUGAAAUCUGCCAGGGAAGAGAUGGAGAUAGAGAGAGAGAGAGAGAAGAUGCUUCUAUAUGUUAUUAUAAAGUUAUUUUUGUACAGUAUUUAUGGACAGCACAGCGAAUGUAAUGUACCGUGGAAAAAUCACUCCGAGACAGACCAAAGGAAUGCCUUCAUUCAGGAACAAGGAGUCUAUAAAUGAAUAAAUUCUUCACUAACUUA
Messenger RNA from Mugil cephalus (flathead mullet), 2134 nucleotides. Its product is annotated as ubiquitin carboxyl-terminal hydrolase 2-like. The coding region runs from base 251 to 1444 and encodes 397 amino acids. Gene Ontology annotation, biological process: protein deubiquitination. The transcript has 12 exons. Gene Ontology annotation, molecular function: cysteine-type deubiquitinase activity. Gene Ontology annotation, cellular component: cytoplasm. The record is from RefSeq and is a predicted model, not a curated record. NCBI's taxonomy places the organism in Eukaryota, Metazoa, Chordata, Actinopteri, Mugiliformes, Mugilidae.